AUGGUGCUUCAGCUCAACGAUGGCAUAACGGCACGCGUCACGAACAAUGGACCUGUCUCAGAGGCAUUCGCAGUGAUCAACGGAGCGAAGCAAGGCUGCGUCCUCGCGCCUACCCUCUUCAGUCUCAUGUUCUUUGCCAUGCAGAUGGACGCCUACCUUGACGAACGCACCGGGAUCGGCAUCACCUACGAGACCGACGUCCAUUCUCUCAACCGCGGACAGAUGCAUACCUCAACGCGUCUCACCACGACUGUGUUCCACGGCCUGCUCUUCGCGGAUGACUGCAUGCCCAACAUCGUGACAGAAGCAGACAUGCAACGGAGCAUGAACCUCUUUUCCUGCGGCUAUGCCAACUUCGAGCUUACCGUCAGCACGGACAAACGGUGGUCAUACAUCAACCGUCGUCCAAAGCCGUUUAUGAUGACCCAAGUGAGGAUCAUGGACAACUUCACCUAUCUAGGCAGCAUACGCAUGCUGCAUCAUAAUCGGCGACAAAGUGGCCCACCGUAUCCCAAAAGCCAGCCAGGCCUUCGGUUGGUUGCAGAACUCCAUAUGGAAUCGCCACGGUCUCCACCUCAACACCAAACUGAAGAUGUACAAAGCAGUCAUUUUGACUAUGCUGCUGUAUGGGGCAGAGAUCCGUAG
Spirometra erinaceieuropaei is the source of this 645-nucleotide messenger RNA. The record is from the annotation of a GenBank genome assembly. Lineage: Eukaryota; Metazoa; Platyhelminthes; Cestoda; Diphyllobothriidea; Diphyllobothriidae.